CAAGGCAGCUCGGGUCUGGUUUUAACAGCACAGAUAUGCGGGAAGACAAAGUCCAGGCCAAAAAAGUAGAAAAAAAAAAAGAAAAAAAAAAGCUUAAUUCUGUUUCGAGACUCUGAAGAGGCGGACGUUCUGCGAAGUAAACAAAUCCUCGAAUCUCUUUUUGGUUUGUAUCAUCCUUUUUCUCCUUUGCACUGUUUGUGUUGUUUAUAUUUUCGAUCUUUGUUUGUUUUUUCCCUUUCAAUCAAGCAAACAGAGUCCACUUUCGCUUUACUUCAUCUGAGAGAACUGAACAACAUGUACACAUCUUCCAUUGCUGCUAUUGCUCUUUUGGCCUCUACCGUUGUUGCUACUCCUCCAGCUUGUCUUCUUGCCUGUGCUGCGCAAGUUGUUAGAGCAUCCGACUCCUGUAGCGAGUUGGCGGACAUCUCCUGUAUCUGUGAGGAUGACUCGUCUGCUAUGAAGGACUGUUUGAACUCUAUCUGUCCAAACGACAACGCGGACACAGCUUACGAGAGCUUCGAGGGCGUUUGUAAGAAUGCCGGUGCCUCUGUGAACUCUUCUUCUGAGUCCUCUGAGUCCUCUUCUAAGUCUGAGUCCUCUUCUAAGUCUGAGUCUUCUAAGUCUGAGUCUUCUAAGUCUGAGUCUUCUUCUUCUGAGGAGCCAACUACCUCUGAGGAGCCAUCAACCUCUGAAGAGCCAACUACCUCUGAGGAACCAACUACCUCUGAGGAACCAACCACCUCUGAGGAACCAACCACCUCUGAAGAACCAACCACCACCGAGCAACCAACCACUGUGGAAACAUCCGCAACCGAAACCUCAACAACUGUUGAAGUCUCUACACAAUCCGCUGCUGGUAACAUGAACGCACCAGCUGCCAUCUUUGGUGCUGCCGCUGCCAUUGCCCUCCUCCUCUAAGAUGCCCCCUUCCCUUUCUUUAUGUAAUGAUCUAAAUACAGAAUCACACUUGCUGGAUUACGGCAAUUGAUCUUGUCCUUGAAAAUGUUUAUAAAACAAUAACUUCUAUUUAUAUCUCUCUUGUACUUGCAGAUGUAUCUGACCAAUCUUGUCUCAACAACAACCUCAGGAUCAUUCCUCAACUGUGAAAAGGUGUUCAAGGGAAACGAAU
Messenger RNA from Williopsis jadinii, 1129 nucleotides. Its product is annotated as CFEM domain-containing protein. Lineage: Eukaryota; Fungi; Ascomycota; Saccharomycetes; Phaffomycetales; Wickerhamomycetaceae. The transcript has 2 exons. The record is from RefSeq and is a predicted model, not a curated record. Bases 295 to 918 code for a protein of 207 amino acids.